Messenger RNA from Yamadazyma jaroonii, 1158 nucleotides. The record is from the annotation of a GenBank genome assembly. NCBI's taxonomy places the organism in Eukaryota, Fungi, Ascomycota, Pichiomycetes, Serinales, Debaryomycetaceae.
AUGGAUGAUACAACCGAUGUUGAUGAGUCAAUAGGUCAAAUAGGAUCCUCGACUCCUACGAAUUCAUCUUUCUUAUCGCCUAUCAAAAAGUUUGAUAAUUUGAACCUUAAUAAUUUAAGUGAUAUUUAUGAGGAUGAUAAGAAUGAUACCAACGAAAUAGAUAAUAGUGACUUUUUAAAAGGAUUGAACGCCGAAGUUGAUGAGGGGGAAGAUGAAAAUGAUUAUUCUAGUGAUUGGGCUGGUGACCAAACCAUAGAACAUUCGACAGAUGAAGAGGAUUUAGUAGAGAUUAAACCAGUAUUUUUGAAUAAAAGGAAAAGAGACACUUCUGAUGUUGAAAUGAUAACGCCCACAUCAAAUAACCAAUCAGCAUCUUCCAAUUAUGAUGAUUCUAAGAUGUCAAUUUGUUCAAAUAUAACAUCCACAUCAUUAUCAAAUUUCAAAUUAAGUUUUUCCAAUUCUGAUUCCACACCAUGUCCUCCAAUGAAAAAACGAUUCAAAUAUGAAACUCCCAAUAAGAAAAAAUUAUUAAACCUAUCCAAUUCAAUCAAAACCAAUGUUAAAGAGUUACCCAAUUUCAAGCAGAGUGAAAUUGAAGAAGAUUAUCAUAGUGGUUCCAGCUCACCAAUUGAAGCGAUAAAGAACCAACAAUCCACGCCAAUAUCUCAGUCCACGCCGUCUAAUUCCCGUGCUCCGUCACCUAUAGAAUCAAAAGGUACCAUAAAUGGAUAUACCAUGAUAAAUCGUGAGAUACCUAAUGGUGUAGAUGUUGAAUAUGACAAUGAAAAUAUUAAUCAACCAGAAGAAGAAUCAUUUGAUAUCGGCAAUGAAAGGAUCAAUGACCCUUAUCUCAAUGAACCCGAAAUUUUACAUGAUAACCUUGAAAUACGGAAUAAUUACAUGACAAAUAAGUAUAAAUUACCAUUGUUGAUUGAUCUACCAUCAACUAAGAAAGAAAUCCUUGAAGUUCUUAACAGCGAAAAUAUUUAUAACUUCUUCAAGUUCAUUAAAUUGCCGAAAGAAUCAUUAAAAGACCUUUUGAAAAGAGAAAGAAUAAGAUGGCAUCCUGAUAAAUGGGUAAAUGAAUCAUUGGAUAUACAAUUUAUUUCCAAUAUUUCAUCUUCCAUUAACGUUAUUAUAGAGAGUUACGAUUUAUGA